UGUUAAUGAACUUAACGACUACAAUACCAACCUCAGCUAACACGGGUUAUCAGCACAUCAGUAGUUAUCACAAUUAUUAUUGACCCCACAGUUAUAUUAAAUUUGAGUUCAUCUUCUGAAAGUGUCAUUGUAAAUUUGCUCUGGUAUUAUUAACUUUAUUUAGUUCAGAUAUUGUAUUUUUAAACAUGGCAACAGGUAGCGGUAAGAUUGCCCUGCUAUCGGUAUCAAACAAAUUAGGCUUAGUCGAGUUAGGUAAAAAUCUUCACAGUUUCGGCUUCAUUCUUGUUGGAAGCGGAGGUACAGCCGCCAUCUUAAGGGAUGCAGGCCUUCCCAUCAAAGAUGUGUCAGAAAUAUCCGGAGCCCCAGAAAUCUUGGGCGGUAGAGUAAAAACUUUACAUCCUGUUGUUCAUGGAGGCAUCUUAUCUAGGUUGAUACCUUCAGAUCAAGAAGAUCUUAAAAGCCAAAAAAUAGAAAUGAUCAGAAUUGUGGUAUGUAAUUUGUAUCCAUUUGUAGAAACAAUAAGUAAUCCUAAAGUAACAUUAGAUGAUGCAGUUGAAAACAUUGAUAUUGGAGGUGUGACACUCUUGCGUGCAGCUGCAAAAAAUCAUCAAAGGGUUACUGUAAUUACUGAUCCUAGCGAUUACGGUAAAGUCAUAAAUGAACUAAAGAACAAUUCUGAUAAUGAUACAUUAUUAGAGACAAGGCAAAGACUGGCAUUAAAAGCGUUCACACACACUGCUGAAUAUGACGCACACAUUUCCGACUAUUUUCGUAAAGAAUUUUCCAGUGGAAUUUCUCAACUUACCUUAAGAUAUGGUAUGAAUCCACACCAAAAGCCUGCACAACUAUAUACAACUUUGGAAAAAUUACCCUUGUCCGUUGUCAAUGGAUCACCAGGUUUUAUAAACUUAUGCGAUGCUCUCAAUGGAUGGCAGUUGGUAAAAGAAUUGAAAACAGCGUUAGGGUUGCCAGCUGCAACAAGCUUUAAACACGUUUCGCCAGCAGGUGCUGCUGUGGGAGUUCCUUUAGAUCAAAACCAGGCUAAAGUUUGUAUGGUAGAUGAUCUCGCAGAACAGCUAUCGCCGCUUGCAGUAGCAUAUGCAAGAGCUAGAGGAGCCGAUAGAAUGUCUUCUUUCGGUGAUUUUGUAGCUCUUUCCGAUAUUUGCGACAAACUUACAGCACGAUUGAUAUCCAGAGAAGUUUCAGAUGGGAUUAUUGCACCUGGAUAUACACCUGAAGCACUGGAACUAUUAAAAAAGAAGAAAAAUGGAAAUUACUGUAUUUUACAGAUAGAUCCAAAUUAUAUACCAAACUCCAUGGAACGAAAAGUCCUCUUCGGUUUAACGUUAGAACAGAAAAGAAAUGAUGCAGUGAUUGACCGUUCUGUUUUCUCAAAUAUAGUAUCUGAAAAUAAAACACUUCCAGAAUCUGCUGUAAGAGAUCUGAUAGUUGCUACAAUUGCUCUUAAAUAUACCCAAAGUAAUUCAGUAUGCUACGCUAAAGAUGGACAAGUUAUCGGCAUUGGAGCUGGUCAACAAUCUAGAAUACAUUGCACUAGGUUGGCAGGAGACAAAGCUGAUAAUUGGUGGUUGAGGCAGCACCCUAAAGUUCUCAAUAUGAAAUUUAAGAAAAACGUUAAACGGGCUGAGAUUUCAAAUGCCAUUGAUAAUUUUGUCAAUGGAACCGUAGGUAAAGAUAUGGACAGAUCUUCAUUUGAAUCGAUGUUUGAUGAAGUACCAAUUGAGUUGACUGUCACAGAAAGGAAUACUUGGCUAAAUAACUUGAGUGGAGUCGCAGUUGGGUCAGAUGCAUUCUUUCCAUUUAGGGAUAACGUUGAUAGAGCACGACUGAGUGGCGUUUCAUACAUUGGCAGUCCAUCUGGAUCUACAAAUGAUGCAGAAGUGAUAAGGGCUUGCAAUGAACACAAAAUUGUAUUGGCGCAUACGAAUUUACGUUUGUUCCAUCACUAAUUUGUUAUUAUAAAUAAAUCAUUUUUGAUUACCAAAAGAAUAAUAUAUUUCCAAAAAAAUGUAUUUUAAAGCCAAACCUGUAAAUUUUUUAUUAAGAAUAGGAUAUUUUGUCACGUAUUUAUAUAUUUACAAAAAUACAGUAUAAAUAUCGAAGUAAUCACUAAUUUUUUAUGCAAUCCAUUCCCAUUUUGUGAUAAAUCACCUUAACAAAAACGCUUCUCAAGGGAAGGACAGCGCCCUUUAAGGAUGGCACCAUGGGAGAAUCAAUAUUCUAAAGGUAACUUUAUACAAUGGUUUUGUUGACAAUAGUAUUAUGACCACUGAAUUCCCUAUCAGUGGGUUACACAAUCCUGCCAGCCUAAUCAAAAAUGGCACAACCGUGCGAUAUUUAAAGGUAAUACAACGCAUGUGCAUUACAGAGUAUUUGGGGAAAAUCCUUUGAAAAUAAGAUAUAUGCGUUAUUGGUUGCCUAUAAGACUGGAUGGCCUCGUCAGCUCGUUAUUUGUUUUUUGUUAUUAUUUGUACAUUUCUGCUUU
Psylliodes chrysocephalus is the source of this 2506-nucleotide messenger RNA. NCBI's taxonomy places the organism in Eukaryota, Metazoa, Arthropoda, Insecta, Coleoptera, Chrysomelidae. The record is from the annotation of a GenBank genome assembly.